UAACAGCUGAGUGAGAGUUUGAGGUUAUGAUUUGAAAUUGAAUAAUGUUUGAUAUAACAUUGAUUAAUAAACUUACUAACAUUAACUGAAUUAAUGAUGGGAAAAAUGAUACAUUAUACCAGGCUGCUGAGGAAUACAAGUGUUUUACCAAAUACAUGGUUUUAUACAAGCUUAAUAGGUAAGCGCUUGAAAUGCUCAGAUUCUGGAAACAGCGGUUUUGAAGUGGACAAGAUCAGGAACUUUAGUAUUGUGGCGCACGUCGAUCAUGGAAAAAGCACCCUUGCUGAUAGGUUACUUGAAUUAACUGGUGUUAUAAAGCCAGGCACAGAACAUGCACAAAUCCUGGAUAAUUUGCAGGUCGAAAGGGAGAGAGGGAUCACUGUGAAAGCUGUUACAGCAUCAUUGGAUUAUACACACAAUAAUGAGAAAUAUCUACUGAACCUGAUAGAUACACCUGGACAUGUAGACUUCUCUAAUGAGGUGGUUCGUAGUGUUACUGCUUGCCAAGGGGUAAUACUAUUGGUUGAUGCAAAUGAGGGUAUUCAAGCCCAAACUGUUGCUGUCCAUUCUUUAGCCAAGAAAAACAACUUAGUGAUAAUCCCAACUUUAAACAAAGUAGAUCUACCUAGAGCUGAUCCUGACAAAGUGAAGGCACAACUAAAAUCUGUAUUUAAUAUAGAACCAGACACAGUAAUGAGUAUAUCUGCAAAAAAAGGUUGGGGUGUUAAGGAGUUGUUAGAGGCUGUAAUACAAAGAAUUCCCCCUCCACAAGUAAAUAAUGACGAUCACUUUAGAGCCCAUAUAAUAGACACAUGGCAUGACAAAUACAGAGGAGUUCUAUGCUUGGCAUAUAUCCAUUCUGGCAAGGUCAGAGUUGGCCAAUCAGUAAGAUGGAGGUCUGAUACUAAGCAGCAUUCUGUGAAAUAUUUGGCACUUCUGAGACCUAAAGAGGAAGCAAUAGAAGAAGCUGUGGCUGGUCAAGUGGUAAUGGUAGGUUGUGGGCCAAGAGGAGGUGGUAAUGUCGGCGAUCAAUUGCUUGCCAUCGAGUGCUCAGAGAAUGCUAAUGCCAGCAGCAUGCCAGCUAUAAGACACAUGGUAUAUGCUGGUAUAUUUCCAGCUGAUCAAUCUCAACACACACUCCUCAGUGAUGCUAUUAAGAAACUGGCCUUAAAUGAUUCUGCUGUGUCUGUAAAGAAUGAUACUAGUCCUGCACUAGGCCAAGGCUGGAGAGUUGGAUUCUUAGGUCUACUCCACUUAGAUGUGUUCACUCAGCGUCUAUUACAAGAAUAUAAGGCGGAAGCUAUACUGACUGCCCCUUCUGUUCCAUAUAAAAUAAAAGUACAAGGAGCUAAAGCUAUUAAAGAAUUUAAAGGUGAAGAAGUUAUUAUAACAAAUCCCUUGUCAUUGCCCGAAGCUUCGAAUAUUGCUGAAUAUUUCGAACCAUUUGUAAUAGGUACCAUAAUAACACCAGUCGAGUAUAUCGGGCCAGUCACUACACUUUGCAUAGACCGUCGAGGCACGCCCCUUCCCUCCAGUGCUGUGGAUGACCAAAUGACAAUGAUGCAAUUUAUACUGCCACUAUCCGAGGUCGUAAUUGAUUUUCACGAUACUCUAAAAAGUAUAACUUCAGGAUUUGCCAGUUUCGAUUACCAGGAUUAUGGAUUUCACCCCAGUGCAUUAGUUAGAAUGGAUAUCCUACUCAAUGGUGUUUUAGUCGAGGAGUUAUCGACUAUUGUGCACGUCAGCCGCCUAGAGUACAAUGCUAGAAGACUCACCGAAAAACUGAAAGAAAUGAUUCCCCGUCAGAUGGUACAGGUCGCAAUCCAAGCUGUGGUAUCUGGAAAAGUUUUUGCUAGGGAAACUAUCAAAGCUUAUAGGAAAGAUGUUACUGCAAAACUGUAUGGUGGAGAUGUGACGAGAAGAAAAAAGUUACUGAAACAACAAGCAGAAGGGAAAAAGAAAAUGAGAAGUGUUGCCAACAUUAAAAUACCCAGAAAUACAUUUAUAGAUGUACUAAAAAAAUGAUUUAAUAAAUUAUAAUAUGAGCUUUAAUAA
This is a messenger RNA of Ostrinia furnacalis (Asian corn borer), 2055 nucleotides long. It is a transcript of the gene waw, whose product is annotated as Translation factor waclaw. Gene Ontology annotation, molecular function: GTP binding; GTPase activity; mitochondrial ribosome binding. The record is from RefSeq and is a predicted model, not a curated record. Gene Ontology annotation, biological process: positive regulation of translation. NCBI's taxonomy places the organism in Eukaryota, Metazoa, Arthropoda, Insecta, Lepidoptera, Crambidae. Gene Ontology annotation, cellular component: mitochondrion. The coding region runs from base 94 to 2025 and encodes 643 amino acids. The transcript has 12 exons.